Messenger RNA from Pocillopora meandrina, 6748 nucleotides. Lineage: Eukaryota; Metazoa; Cnidaria; Anthozoa; Scleractinia; Pocilloporidae. The record is from the annotation of a GenBank genome assembly.
GUGAAGAUGUUCAUCUUACCAUGUUUGAUUUCACAGUGAUAGUCACUAACUUUCACAUGUUGUUUGUUGUUGUGGUAACCACUGUAAUUCCCACAGGAACCUCCUGUGCCUCGUUACACCGUAUGGUUGAAUUUGUCGUGCGUGAGGGACCCAUGUUUGAGGCCAUGAUCAUGAACAAGGAACUGAACAACCCAAUGUACAGGUGAUUGAAUAUUAUCUUCUGAAUUACAGCUCGCAUGUCUUGGAAAUUCAGCUCAAAUUAUUGCAGUUUCAUAAUUUGUCAUUGAGUAUAACAUCAUUCCUGUUCAUCCAUAGUACUCACUUUUAUUCCUUUUUUGUAUUUUUUUGCACUUCUUUUAUUGCUUUUCUGUUUUGAAAAACUGAUAUUCCUUAAUCAUCUUGAAAUUGAAGAUGGGUCCACACAAACUUGUUCUUUUGUAACCCUUCAAGAUCAUAUUGUUAAUUCUCCCCUCUGGCUGUCACAUAUUUCCUUAUAAAUUAGUUCUGAGAAUUUGGUGUUAGAUCAAGGUAACAACUUCUAGCUGAUAAUUUGGAGUAUUCCCAUUACCUGUUUGUGGAAUAAUGUAUGGAUAUUAUAAGGAGAGGUUACAUAUUAAUCACUUCAGGGAUUGAAAGGGUUAAAUUUGUUGUUUUCUGAAUCUCUGUUUGUAGGUUCUUGUUUGACAAUCAUUGUCCAGAACAUAUCUACUAUCGGUGGAAGCUGUUUUCCAUUCUCCAGGUUUGUUCUGGUUUGCUCUGUAUAAGCAAUGUUCUUGCUUGUUUAUUCUUUACGUGUUCAUUGGCUGCUUUUGGUAUUUCCUUUUCUUUGAUUGGCUCUCCCCAACCCUCUAAGUUUUUUUUUUUCUUUUUUUCCAACAUUCAUUCACAAUACUCCUUUUUGUCUCAAUUCACUUACAGGGUGAUUCCCCUACGAAAUGGCGGACAGAAAAAUUUAGAAUGUUUAAUAAUGGCUCUUUGUGGAAACCACCUCAGUGUCAUCAGUACACCAUGAGUGCAGCAGCUUUUAAUGCCAAUAAACAACCUGUGCCUCAAGUAGAAACACCCAUUGCACCAUCAACGUCACAGACAUCAACAACUGCACCAUCAUCAUCACACAGCUCAAGUAGCAGUCACAGCAGUAGUCAUACUGCAUCAGCAUCCACAACAUCAAGUAGUAGGAAGUGUUCUCUAUCCAAUAGGUAAGAUCUCUGCCCAUCUGACAGUAUAAGGCCUAGGAUCAUGGAAAACUUUAUUUUAACUCCUUAUACAAAAGAGAAGCAGUGCCAAGUGCUUUGUUUGUAGCUGUUGCUAUGUGUGGGAGAAUUAAAUAGUUUCCUCAAAACUGUGGAUCACAAUUCUUGUAAAGUUCUUUGAGUGUCUCGAUCCUUGAUAUCUGAUUCUUGAGUCUCAAUACACAAUUCUUGAUGGUUUUAAAUAUAGAGUUUUAAGUUGAGCCUGUCAACCUACUUUGAGUAGUACUGUACACCUCAUGGGGCACAUAUUUGAUUUUUAGCAUAUGGAUGUUGCAUUUAUCAGUGGCAUUUUGUCUUUUGAAGUAAUAUUUUUCAAUCUCUGACAACAAUCAUGAUUAAUCAAUUGUUUAUGUUUCACAAAACUGAGACAUGUAUACAGAUGCAAUGCCUGGCUCUUUUGAUGACACAGAAUAAGAUUUUCUGGCGCACGUGUACAACAAGGACAGAGUAGACAAUUAAGUUGUGUUAUACUUGUAAUUCUUUCUGGUAAUCUUGAAAUAAGGGAUACAUCAAUAGAGAAGUGACAGGGGAGGGGUAGGGCAAAAGCAAAAGAGUUUUGGUUUGAAAAAUGUGGUGAAUUUGUUUUGGUAUAAAGUAGAAAUCUGAAAAUUCACAUAUUUGCACUGCGGUGGAAAGAUGAAAUUAAGAGAUCCUCGCAGCUAAGAACACUACUGAAACGAGUAGUUGUAAAUAGGACCUGAAAAAAAUUCAGGCCCGUAUGGGAUAUGAACCCAUGACCUCUGCGAUACCGGUGCAGCGCUCUACCAAUUGAGCUAACAAGCCAACUGGGAGCUGGUCAAUGAAUUGCCAAAUUGCCAGGUCCUAUUUACAACUACUCGUUUCAGUAGUGUUCUUAGCUGCAAGGAUCUCUUAAGUAGAAAUCUAUUUUUGGGAAAAUUUUGUGGUUGCAGGCAGCGCGACAAGUUGGAAGACAUGCUGAGGGAUUUAACUCCAGAAAGGAUAAAAAUUUCCAGAUGUAUGGUGUUUUGUGUUGAUCAUGCAGACUGUGCAGAGGAGGUAAAUUAGAAAUUAUGCUAUGGUUUUCCUCUCAUGAUUGAUCCAAAUAGGCAUCAGCUGUUUAAAAGAGUGUGAAAUAUUAUUUUGUCUAUAUCCACAAUCUGUCUUUGUGUAUUAUUUAAAAGAGAAAAAAUGACAAAUUAGUAAGUUGUUGUUUCAAGUGAGUGUUUGGAAAGAAUGAUUCAGAACUAUCUAAAGUUUUUCCUUUUUUCUUGGCACAUCACCAAAUUCCUUUUGUUAAGGAAAAUACUAACUUUCCUAUUUUGUCAAAAGGCAAAAGUAACAAUAGCAACCCAUUGUAGUCUAAUUUUUACAAGAGAAUGACCAAAUACUUGUAAUUACUGUAAAUAAUAAAUUAUGCCCAGUAAAUUGAUGCUCUAAUUUGGUCCUAACUAUAUUUUACAUUUUUUUUUUCACAUAUGCAAAGUUUUAUUAAGUCUCUUUACUCUGUUCACUCAGGUUGUUGAAUGCAUUGCUGAGUCACUGUCAAUUUUGCAGACCCCUCUGCAAGUUAAGGUAAGUAGAAUGCCAACAUUUCCAUUAUGUAGGGUGAACUGGAUGUGUGUGUUCCACGAGAGAGGAGAAAAAUGGUUGUCCCAAGAAGAAAAGACACAAUUUUAAACUAUGAAGAUCUUAUUGUGGGCUCAAGUCCCACAUAGAAUUUACCAUCAGUUACUUUAGAAGGGAAUAACUUUACUUUAGAAAGGAGUAACAAGCCUACUUGUGUUUGACUUCAAAGUCUUCAUCCAUUCCAGUUUUCUUCAUCAUUUUUGUGCUGAAUCUGAGUGACAUUUGCCUCUGUAGGUCGCAAGGCUGUACCUGGUGUCAGACAUUCUGCACAACUGCUCUGUCAAAGUACCAAAUGUGUCCUAUUACAGAAAAGGGUAAGGAACCUUGUCCAUCUUCUCUGUAGGAACAUAAAUGUCCUUCUCCAGUGUAUUAAAAAGAAAGAUCAAAUUUUGCUCGCAAAUGUACAUUAGAAUGAGAUAUUUACAAUUUCCUUUUCAGAUUUCAGACUCUCCUCCCAGACAUAUUUGGUCACUUAAGUGUCUCUUUCAAAGCUAUAAAUGCUCGUAUGAAAGCAGAAAACUUCAAGGUGAGUUUACAUGAAUUAUGUUUUUACAACCCUUCAGUCUUUUCCUCUGAAACCCUAAAUCAGGCAAGUAAUGAAACGCCAUAGAGGACUAAGAAAGCUUGCCUUGUACAGUUAGACUGGCAUGUUGUUUGGUAUGAUCAUUGACCAGUGGACGACAUAGAAAAAAAUAAAAAUUUAUAUUAUUUUUAUUUUCAGAAACAAGUUCUACGCUGUCUUGCAGCGUGGAUGGACUGGGCUGUGUAUACUCCCGAUUUUUUGUUUGAUUUGGAGAACGUGUUUUUGGGUAACAACGAAAGACCGAGUCAACCAGAGGUAAACUUUGUACAAACCUUACACAAGUCUGCUGUCAUUCAUUCCUUAGGUUUUUACAUUUUUGGUAAUUAAAUUGUCUAAGAUUCCGAACGAGAGGUCUGGGUCCAAGCUCCGUGAGAAUCAACCAUUUACACCUUAACAGUACGCAUAUUCUCCAUAAUGUUCUCCGCAUAUUUGCUUUGGUACCAUCUGGGAGAAUUUGUGUAACAAUCAAGAGCUUAAUUGGAAAUCAUUUCCUUGUUCCCUUGACUUUAAUUGUUUGAUUCAGGGAUGCAAGUCACUUAGUGAUAAAGAGUCCACCUUUUGUCAUGUCUUGAUGUUUGUUCUACUCUAGGCUGUCGAGGAGGCUUUUACUGAAAGCAAGGCCGAUCUGGACGGAAAACCACUCGACAUCGAUGGUCUGCCCAUCAAGUCAAGUGACGUGGAUGGCGUCCCAAUUAGAUCAAGCGAUAUGGAUGGCUUCCCGAUUAAACAGACCGAUAUCGACGGAGUUCCUCUAUCCAGUGAUGAUAUUGACGGAAAGCCGAGUAAGUGGAUUAUUAACUGUUUCACUCCCAAGAUCUCGUUAGUAAUUCUCCUUACUGUCUGUUAUACAAUUCUUAUGAUGUUACUUCGGAGAAUUUGUUCAAAACACGUGACCUCUUUUUUUCCUUACCUCAGUGGACGGCAAAAAGAGUUCCGACAAGUCGCGAGAUAAAGGUCAGGAUUUCACGAGAUUUUUGUACUUUUUCCUGCGUUUCCAUGUUUCUUUAUUAUUAUUAUUAAAAAUAAUUAAUAUAAUGUUCACCUUAGCUUCAAAGCGAUUUUGACAAGUUGUUGUUAGUUUUCUAGGCUACCAGUGUUCAUAUUAGAUUAAAGACAGUUUAUAUUGUUUCGGCAAAAUUGUAUUUAGUGAUUUAAACGAGUAGUAGUGAGCUGGCUGUAAUAAUAAUGGUAAUGAUGAUGAUGAUGAUAAUAAAAAUAAUAAUAAUAAUGAUGAUGAUGAUGAUAACGAUGAUGACAAUGAUAAUAAUAAUAAUAAUAAUAAUAAUAAUAAUAAUUAAUGCAUUUUUUGCAUGGUUAAGUUGAUAGACUUGCUGAUUUAGACAAUCCUUACCAGAGAAACUCUUCUCUAAAGAAGUCUGCCUGACCAUUUUCCGGCGAUUUAUAGUUAUAUUUCCUUUUUGACUCAUUCUCUAAUGCACAGGGACUCCCUUACAAUCCCAUUCUCAUUUUUCUGUAUCAUUUAUUUCUUUUAGAUGUUCCUCACGUUGCGUCAAAAUGGGAUCGACCUGAAUGGGAGACGGUUGAAGAGCGGGAGCCUUUACCAGAGUGAGUAAUAUGCACACGAGGGAUGAGGUUCCAAAUCAUAUUCUUUUCAUAGAAGAGGUCUUAUGUAUUUUGGCGCAAAAAAAGCCAGCCUCGCUUUCAAAUUGAUAAGAUUUAAUUAAGGACUUUCAUGAUACGUUCGUUUAGACCCGCCAUCAAAGACGAUUCUCCGAAAAGACCCGAGGAGCCUUCAGCUGCCUCCGCAGAGACCCCUCGAGUAGCGGAAAUUGACGAAAGCAGACGGAAAAAGCUUCGGGAAAUCGAACUCAAAGUUGCAACGUAUGCCCAGAAACUGGAAGCAAAAGGAGCGAGCGACAUUGCUCAACAGUGUGAUGUGUUCAGGGCCAAGUUACUGGAAGUGAGUGAUGCCCUCAUAUAGCAAACAACUCUACCCACUUCAUUACAUUUUUUUCUCUCUUCUUGGCAAUUUUAGCUUUCAACCUCAGUCUCUUACUACUUCUAUUUAUUAGGCUAUUGAACCAAAAGAAGUAAAAGAUAAGAAGAAGAAAGGAAGCAGCCACACAAAUUCACCAUCCGACUCUCGCCGGAAGAAGUCUCGGAGUCGAUCUAAGUCCCCUUCUGCCAAAAAGCGAACUCGGCGGUCCCAGUCCUCUGAGAGUCGUUCGACCUCGAGAUCUCCCGAGAGGAGCGGAUCGCCCUUGACUACUUCCCUACAGGUUCUGAUACUUUGGCGUGAAGAUUCUUGAAAAAAAUUUUCAGUGGAUUUUGAAACGAUCAACAUUAACCCGCCAGCCUUGUUUAUUAAACAUCCGCCUAAUAAUUUCUUUUUUUCUGUUCUUAGUCUUUGAAGCAUUACGAGUCACGCACACCUUCGCCUUCGAAUUCCAAACGGUCAAGAUCGCGAUCCCGCAGCCGGAGCUCAUCCCGCGGGCGAGCAAGGUCCCGAUCCCGAAGUCGCUCUCCCGGCAGCAAGCAGAGGCGUAAACGUUCCAGGUCACGAAGUGGCUCACCUUCUAAGAGAAAUUCGUCCCGAAAGAAGCGAUCGAGAUCCCGCUCAAGAUCACCUUCCAGAAAAAAGAGCAAAAAGAAGAAGAAAUGAAUCCAAAAGAGGAGAAAGAAAAACGAAGCGGCUUUUUUUACCCUAUACUGUACUCUAUUGAAAGAUAACUCUAUUGUGACGCGUGACAAGUUGAAGCCUGUAUGGGUAGCGCACAAGGGGAAGGAAGGGUAAAGUUAUUUCACGCAUGAAGUGCGAUCUUUGCCAUCUCUCAUGGACAAAGUGUGUUCUUUAAGUAAUUUUCCUUCUUUCUCUUCAUUUUUACGAUGACCAUGCGAGGCACGCUCGUCGUCAACAGUUUACCUGUCCGAGAAACACCCGAUAAACACGGCGGGGAAGGACGCCAUGUCACUAAAGUGACCACUUUUUGUUCUUUUCUGCAAAUUGUUUUUCAACUCGGAACGACUUGAUUUAUGCACGGAACUUGUUUCAAGGAUUUACUUGCAGUCUUCCAAAUAAAAUUAUUGUUGUAAAAGAAAGUGCGUUUGAUUUUUUCCCCAGUGACAGUAUUGUCACACAGAUCGGGCUGUUUUCUUCCAGAGGAGCGGGCCGAAGUGGUAUACAGAUACAACCCGGUUUAGCAUCACAAUGUGAACAGAUGGUUCUCUUUAUUUUUCGGGCUCAGAGAAUAGACUAUAGAUGCAGACUUGAUGAUUUCUAGAGAACUAUCACUGUUAACAGAGACAGCACUAAAUUGUUUCUAAUUUCCCACGGGUCAGUCUCAACAACUGGCAACGUUUUUCA